AUGUCAGCUGAAAACUCACCACCCAAGCGGCGGAUAUACCUCAAUGGCUUCGACAUGUUCACGGUAGGCCAUCUUUCCUUCGGUCAGUGGAGGAACCCUUCCGAUAAGUCAGCGACCAAGCGACGAGACCUGUCCUACUGGACGAAUCUUGCCCAAUUACUCGAGAAAGGCGAUUUCAAUGCGUUGUUCCUCGCCGACACCUAUGGUCUAUAUGACACGUAUAAGGGGACCGCAGAACCUGCUAUUCGAAAUGGAGCUCAGUAUCCCAUGGGAGAUCCUUCGAUACCAAUUUCCGCAAUGGCCUCGGUCACCAAAAAUCUAGGUUUUGCGAUCACCACCUCUACUUCAUAUGAAGCUCCAUACGUUGUAGCAAAGAGGUUUUCGACUUUGGAUCAUUUGACGGGUGGUCGAUUCGGGUGGAAUAUCGUGACCUCGUGGAAGGAGUCUGCUGCAAAGGCUGUGGGAUUGCCUCUGGUAGACCACGACAAGCGGUAUGAAAUUGCCGACGAGUACCUGACCGCAUUGUACAAACUGUGGGAGGGCAGCUGGGCCGACGACGCUCUCCAAGAGAAUGCUCAAACAGGCGUAUACGCCGACCCAAGUCGAAUCAAAUACAUCCACCACCACGGCGAGCAUUUUCAAUUCGAUGGUCCCCACAUCCUUGACCCAUCCCCCCAGCGCACCCCCUUUCUCUUCCAGGCAGGCACAUCUCCAGCAGGCGUCGCCUUCGGUGCGAAACACGCAGAAGGAAUUUUCGUCUCAGCCCCUUCACCGCACAUCCUCGCACCACGCAUCAAAUCCAUUCGCGACGAAGCCGCCAAGCUCGGCCGAGACCCCAAAUCAGUGAAAGUAUUCGCCAUCCUCACACCAAUUGUAGGCCGAACGGACGAAGAGGCGCAGGCAAAGUACCGCCAAGCACUAGAAUACGCCAGCGAAGAAGCAGGUCUUGCAUUCUUCUCCGGUGGAACCGGUAUCGAUCUUAGCCGGAUUGGUCUAGACACGCCUAUUACGCCGUCAGAUGUGCAUGUUGACGCCCGCGUUCAUUCCACGAUCAAUACGCUCACGUACCAGAGUCCCGAUGUGCCUCAAUGGACACCAAGGAAUAUUGGGAAGCAUAUCUCGAUUGGUGGGGCUGGGCCUGUUCCUAUUGGUUCUGCGAGUACUGUUGCGGACUUUUUGGAGGAAUGGGUUCGAGUGGCGGAUUUGGAUGGGUUUAAUAUUGGAUAUGUGCAGACUCCCGGGACCUUUGAGGAUGUUGUGGAGCUACUGGUGCCAGAAUUAAGGAGAAGAGGGGUAUACGCGCCCCUGGGUGAGAGUGGUACACUGCGGGAGAGGGUGUAUGGGCCUGGACAAAGGCAUUUGCGGGAGGACCAUAUCGGGAGAAAGUAUGGAUAUGAGGUGUAUGACGGCCAAUAG
Molecule: messenger RNA, 1416 nt
Organism: Penicillium samsonianum
Lineage: Eukaryota; Fungi; Ascomycota; Eurotiomycetes; Eurotiales; Aspergillaceae
Product: LLM class flavin-dependent oxidoreductase
Exons: 4
Coding region: 1-1416 (471 amino acids)
Molecular function (GO): monooxygenase activity; oxidoreductase activity, acting on paired donors, with incorporation or reduction of molecular oxygen
Source: RefSeq, a predicted model, not a curated record